Molecule: messenger RNA, 2457 nt
Organism: Alternaria alternata
Lineage: Eukaryota; Fungi; Ascomycota; Dothideomycetes; Pleosporales; Pleosporaceae
Product: siderochrome-iron transporter-like protein Sit1
Exons: 4
Coding region: 234-2048 (604 amino acids)
Biological process (GO): intracellular iron ion homeostasis; transmembrane transport
Cellular component (GO): endosome; vacuolar membrane
Molecular function (GO): siderophore-iron transmembrane transporter activity
Source: RefSeq, a predicted model, not a curated record
CUGGAUCGCCAUGUACGAGAAGCUUUCCGGUGGUUCGGGACAUGUUCCCAGAGAGGAAAAGUGAUGGUGAAUGUACGGAGUUGUUUGCCAAUUCAAACCAUGUCAGGCCACCUGGGCAUUCACCUACCUAUGGUCGACUCGCGCAGCAUUGGUACAAAUAAGAAACCUCGCAGCACACGCUGAGACCAGUAUACUCUUACACUGCAACCUCGCGUUCCAACCAGCUACUCGCCAUGUCUCACCAUAGCGAUGCUGACGUUGACAAGAACGUGCAGCUCAGCACCACGGUGACGGGCCUCGACUCACGUGCCAAGCAAGAAAGCGACUUCACCGCCACCAACCAGAAGCCUCAGUCUCCAGCAGCACUGUCCGGUGCAAAGUCCCCCGGUGUCCUACGUAUCGAAGCGCUCAAUGCACACACGUCUUUCAUCAACCGCUGCUGCAUCUUCUUCGGCAUCUUCCUCGUCGCGUAUGCAUAUGGUUUGGACGGCACGCUGCGGUACACUUACCAGCCAUAUGCCACUGCGGGAUUCCAGGAGCACUCGACCUUGGCCACCAUCAACGUUCUGAGGAGUGUUAUUGCUGCUGCUGCACAACCUACUGCAGCUAAAAUUGCCGACGUCUUCGGCCGUGUCGAAGUCGUCGUUCUUUCUAUUUUCUUCUACAUACUCGGAACGGUCAUCGAGGCUGCUAGCAAAGAUGUCGAGUCUUUUGCUACAGGUGCCGUUUUCUACCAGAUUGGGUACACAACUAUUAUCGUUCUUAUCGAAGUCAUCAUAGCGGAUAUCACAUCCCUUCGCUCUCGUCUCUUCUUCUCCUAUAUCCCCGCCAUCCCGUUCUUAAUCAACACGUGGGUUAGCGGAGACGUCAGCCAGGCUGUGCUCAUCAAGACGACUUGGAGAUGGGGUGUGGGCAUGUGGUGUAUCAUCUACACUGUGUGCUGCAUUCCGCUAGUUGCUUCGCUCAUGUGGUCGAGUCGACAAGCCCGGAAGGCGGGCGCACUCGACAAGUACCAGACACCGUAUCAGGUCCAUGGCGGUAGCGUCAAGAAUCUGCUAAUGGCGCUCUUUUGGCAGAUGGACGUUCCUGGCAUUGUGCUGCUGAUUGCUGUGUUUGGCUGCAUUUUGACGCCUUUUACCAUUGCGGGUGGCGAACAGUCACAAUGGGGUACGGCCAAGGUUAUUGCCCCCCUUGUCAUCGGAUUCCUGUGCCUUCCCGUCUUCGUCAUUUGGGAGAGGAGAGCACCGCAUCCAAUGCUUCCCUUCUAUCUGCUGAAGGACCGUGCAGUCUGGGGUGCUCUGGGAAUUGCUUGUACCCUGAACUUCGCAUGGACCAUGCAAGGCGACUUUCUGUACACCGUACUCGUCGUUGCGUUUGACGAAUCUGUCAAGAGCGCGACUCGCAUCAGCUCUUUGUACAGUUUCACGUCCGUCAUCACUGGGCUGAUACUCGGUGGUAUUGUUUUCAAGGUCCGCCGCCUGAAACCGUUCAUCAUUGCAGGAACAUGUCUCUUCGUGGUGGCUUUUGGUCUCCUGAUCCACUACCGUGGUGGUUCGGGCGAUUCGUCGCACUCUGGCAUCAUUGGCGCGCAGAUAUGCUUGGGUAUCGCGGGCGGUAUGUUUCCGUAUCCUGCGCAGGCGAGCAUUCAGGCUGCAACGAAGCACGAGCAUGUCGCCAUCGUCACGGGCAUCUACCUCGCUACCUACAACAUUGGAAGCGCGCUUGGCAACACCGUCUCAGGCGCCAUGUGGCAGCAAAUCAUACCGAAUGAGCUGGUCCGACGAACCGGCGAUGCAUCACUCGCGGCCACCGUCUACGGCGAUCCGUUCACCUUUGCGGUUUCGUAUCCCGUGGGUACGGCGGAGCGUACUGCUGUGAUAGAGGCAUAUCGGCAUGUGCAGAGGCUACUCUGCAUUGCGGGCAUCUGUCUGGCAGUGCUUCUUGUUGCCUUCUCGCUCGUCAUUCGAGACCCGAAGUUGGGCAAAGAGCAGAGUUUGGAGGAUGCGGAGGAGAGUGCUGAUGUGGGGGGCUUCGAUAGUAGGCACUGAGUGCCGUUGGGACCUAGAACGCUGCGUUUACCGUAAGCAGUAUUAAUGGAUGUUUUCUGUGACUUCAGAUAAUGGGAGGGUGGUAGCUAUGUGGUGCCUGUGGCUAGUGCUGUUGACACCAUGACAAUUAGCUGUUGGUAUAGUCACGCCCACAUUCCAAGGGCUCAAUUGCGUCAGAAAACCAUGGCGAAGCAAUUCCUAUUGGAGGGAGAUGUGUGCACGUAACUAUGGAAGACGUCAAUGGCGAGUGUUCGAGUGUUGGAGUGUAGGAAGACACUAUCACGAGAAUGUCGAAGCAUCUCCUCAGCACGACCAAGGGGAUGAGGAUGUACAGGUGUUGUACAGCUGUAUUGGAGAAGCUAAAGGAGUGUAGUAGUGCCUCUGUCGGCUGCUAAUAUACAAGAUGAAG